AGAGUUAAACAUGGUCUCACAUGUGACAUUGUAUUCAGACCAAACUGGAAAAUCAGGAAGUGACAAGCCGCUCAAAUGCAGCUCCAACCCCUACAUUAGUGCACUACAUAGGGCAUGCUGAAAAGGCAUUCUGCACACUAUGUAGUGCACUGCACAUCUAAUAGAAGCUGGUAUUGAGAGUAGUGUCCACCGUGACGGUUCUUUAGGCAGGUGCGACCGAAACAUGACGGAAAAUAAAUCACUGAAUCGUCCAGACUGAGAUGAAUUUAUUGCCGUGUUCAUGUGUGCUCAUAAUUUUGGCAGUUUGUCGACUGGCAUCAUGUCAAGACCUGGUGCCCAUUCAGUUCCAAAGUUCCCCCGUGCUUGUGGCUACAGGAAACAAUGCCGUGUUUACACUGCAAACCAUUUCCAGUAUCUUUUCCAUCGCGUGGAUCGCUCCCGGAGGAGGCACCUUGGGUCAGUGGAUCAAUAACCAAGCUGUGCUUAAUCCGAUCGCACAGUACCAAGGCAGAGUGAGCAUCAGUGCCACCCAGCUCACAAUCAGCAACAGCCAACUGAGUGAUGCGGGAAUCUACACGGUCACCGUAACACCACUUGCUUCCACAGGACUGGCCACCAACUCACGCUCGGUCACUUUGUCUGUGUUUGUUGCUGUGGGUGCAGUAAACCUAGUCGUGCCCUCGCUGGCUAUAGAGGGCGGCAACGUGUCCUUGACCUGCAGCUGGACUUCAGGCACCAACACAAGCAUUAUAUGGGGUAAAGGUAGCACCAAUCUUCCCUCAGAUCCUCGCUUUGUGGUCAACGCUGGCUCUCUGGUUAUCAGCCCAGUAAACAGGAACGAUGCCGGCCAGUACAGCUGCACCGUCAGCAACCCAGUCAGCAGCCAGACUGCUACUGCAAGUCUCACCGUAUACUAUGGUCCAGACACCCCCCAGGUAACAAGAACCUCCUCCGAUUGUGUUGGUGGGGGAGAUGCCACCAUUGGCCAGACGGUCCAACUUACCUGCACGUCUGUCUCCCUGCCCCCUGCUCUUUUGUCAUGGCAACUGAAUGGUGUACCUCUGACAUCCAGCCAGGCAAACAGUGGCACGCUGAACUUGCAGAUUUUUUCCACCAAUCAGAGUGGCCAGUAUACAUGCUCAGCUAGUAACAGCAUCACAAUCCAAACGUCACAGCAGCAGAUUAGCCUCAGUGUCGUGAGUACAUGUCUAAGUGUAGGUGCGGUUGCUGGAAUUGUCGUGGCCUGCUUCGUAGCUCUCGUGUUAAUCAUCGUUGCCAUCAUACUGAUUAUACGCCAGCGGAAAGCUGAUCAGAGACUCAGGACAGUCAUUGGACAGCAGAAGCACAACCUGAAUGAAAGGCCAACAGUUAUUUCAGCUCCACAGAAUGGUCUUGACAAUCGUGGGUUUGUGAGCCAGGGUGACCAGCCUGACCCACCGGUGCACAACGAUAACAGACUUGUUAGAUCAAAGAAUCAACCAACCAAUGGCCAACACAACAACUAUAACAUCAAUAUGCAGACACAAAACAGAGCAACCAACACCAGUGCCAUCCUAUCCAACGGUCAUCUUAAUGCUGAUACAUUCUCACAUAAUGCCAACCUCCACUCCAGUGCCCGCCUACACAAUAGCCAGCGGAAUAGUGAUUUACAUCGACGCAACGCUGACUUGUCCCAACAAGAGGGCCAGCAGAACCCGAAUAUUCUCAUACAAACAGGCAACACGGCGCUCGGACCUCAUACAGUCCUCAUAAAUCUCAGUACACUACCACAGCACCAGAACGCCACCACACAGCCUCAAACUGUGCAAGUCAGUCUAAAUGCACCUCAGCCCCUUGUCCCUUCCGGACAACCGAACCAGAACACUGCACACUCUAACGAUCAACAAACCAAUACCAUCCAGCCGGAGCGAGCGAACGCUAGUCACUCAAAUCUUCAUCAUGUCCGAGGGUCAUGUUCGAGUCCUCAGACUAGGAUGGAUAAUGUUGGUAAUUUAGCACAACCCUCCCACAGUAGCACUACAAGAAAUGGACAACGCAGGGACCAGCAGGUCACCAACCAGACACGCUCGAGGCGCAAUACUGAAGAGACCUAUCCUAACUAUGAGUCGACUCGUAGACAGUCGGGAUACUCACUCGAUAGCUCAGAUGCUAAUACACACCGCGUCAGAUGCCUUGGGACCGUAUGCAUGGUACACCCGCGUAUCCAAAUCCUCAAAUGGACAGUUCCGAAUCCGAAAAUUCAACAGGGGAAAGUAGUUCAUCACAAUCAGUCAGUCAGAAUUCAUCUCAGCUCUAAGACCUGCGAGGUCUCCUGUGGAUGAACGGGUGCGGAACAUUUCCAGAUCUUCAAGAAGAAACUUUCUGAGACAGCUUGCUCACAGUGCUGCCCAGACACGUGCUCGUGCGGACCGCAGCGCAUCAACGCAAAUUGUGCAGCCUAACGUGAUUGCUGAGCCACGGGCUGAUCGUCAAAGUCGGAUACCUCCACAGACCAUCACGUCCCAGAGACAUGUCCCAGAGAGUGCACACGUCUCUGUUCCUCAAAAUCAGCUGUUCAAAUGCAGGCUGUUCAACCAACAAACUUGAACAAUCAGGCAGGUCCAGAUAAGAGGCAGACUGCUGUCCAUUCAAAUCUCCGAAUGCUGACUCAGGCUGCUUUGCAGCAGCACAACAUCCAGAAUCAACAGACUCAAGCUGCCUUGGGGCAUCCUGGAGCUCAGUCAACACCUGCUCAAACUCUUCCUGCUUUGCCGAUCAACAGGGCUGGUCAAGCUGCUCCGGUUCCCCUCCAGUUUUACGUCCAGAAGAGUUUAAAACUCUACCUCCAGUGCGUUUACAAAAACCACAUGCUGUUAUGCCAGUUCAGGUGAAGAGACGGCCUGUGGGCAUGCACCAUGGACAUAGACCGCAUAAAAUGCCAAUGCAUGCAAGAGCUACCCAUCACAAUCUUCACCCAGCAAACCCUCACAUGCAUCCCAAUGCACAAUGGCAAGGCAACACACAGGUCCACAGACGUAGACAAAGACCCUGAGACAGUACAGUCUGCAUUCUGAUAAAAAAAUAAACAAAUACAUUUUACGAUCAGUCCACGAGCCAAACUGUACUGCUGUCAACUACUCAUUAGUGGACAAAAUUCAGAGUGAGGUGCACAGGACUUGAUCUGUAUCCAAGCGAAAAACCGGGACAAGCCUCAGGAAACUGCUAAGCUCUAAGUAAUGAUCUUCCAGUUUAGUGCCGUUUAUUCAGCAAACGGGUACACAGAUGCUUCCUCUGACGCUGCUCAAUUAGCAGCGCCUCCGUGGACGAAGCGCUCGGCUAACUAUGAAGGAGAGCCACCGAACGGACACGCUCUUAUUUAUUAUGCACAUUUGUUUAUUGCUAAUGACUUGGAAAAAAAUGCUAACGACUUGGAGUGGAGGAGGUUAUCUUGAAGGACCCGGGCAAAUUGGAUUUUGUAACUAAGCACUACAAAGUAAUAAUUUGUUGUGACUGUCUGGGCUGAGGAGAAUGGCCUGAUACUUUAUGAAUCGUAUUGUUUUUACUUAUUUUUACAUGUAGAGUUUGUUUAUUCGUCAUAUUGCGUAAGUGUGUAUUAAAUUAUUUCCAUGUUA
Molecule: messenger RNA, 3611 nt
Organism: Silurus meridionalis
Lineage: Eukaryota; Metazoa; Chordata; Actinopteri; Siluriformes; Siluridae
Exons: 9
Coding region: 261-2321 (686 amino acids)
Source: RefSeq, a predicted model, not a curated record